Leptonychotes weddellii (Weddell seal) is the source of this 896-nucleotide messenger RNA. Lineage: Eukaryota; Metazoa; Chordata; Mammalia; Carnivora; Phocidae. The record is from RefSeq and is a predicted model, not a curated record.
ACGUAGUCCCGGCGAGGGGGUCAUGACCCCGGACGUCAGCAGCCGGCGCGCAGUUCAGUUUGGUGGUCUCGGAUUUGCAGUCAAACUGGGGCGUGAUGUGGUCCCGAAUGAACCGAGCUGCCGAGGAGUUUUACUCUCGUCUCCUGCAGGAGUUUGAUGAAGAAAAGAAAGGAAUCCAUAAAGAUCCAUUUAUCUAUGAGGCUGAUGUUCAAGUGCAGUUGAUCAGCAAAGGCCAACCAAAUCCUUUAAAAAAUAUUCUAAAUGAAAAUGAUGUAGUAUUCAUCAUGGAGAAAUUGCCUUUGGACAAGGAAGAAACAAGUCAUGUUGAAGAACCACAAUGUGAAGAAACGGUUAUUUCUGAUUUCUCUACUGGAGAGAAUGUCGGACCACUUGCUUUACCAGUUGGGAGAGCAAGGCAGUUAAUUGGACUUUACACCAUGGCUCACAAUCCUAAUAUGACCCACUUGAAGAUUAAUCAUCCAGUUACUGCCCUUCCUCCCCUGUGGGUAAGGUGUGACAGUUCAGAUCCUGAAGGGACCUGUUGGCUGGGAGCUGAGCUUGUCACCACAAAUAACAGCAUUACAGGAAUUGUCUUAUAUACAGUCAGUUGUAAAGCUGAUAAAAAUUACUCUGUAAAUCUUGAAGACCUGAAAAGUUCACAUAAGAAAAGACAUCACUUAUCUACGGUAACAGCCAGGGGCUCCGCCCAGUAUGAGCUCUUUAAGUCCACAGCCUUGGAUGAUACACUUGCUGCAUCACAAACUACGAUCACUUUGGAUAUUUCGUGGAGCCCUGUGGAUGAGAUUCUUCAAACCCCCCCACUUUCUUCAACUGCAGCUCUGGUAAGAGUGAACCCUGUUUUGUGUAGAGUUUACUCAGUGUGGAUUUACUUUUAA